GGACAGACUUGAAUUUAUGUGGAAUCUUUCACAAUCACUGGAUGUCCCAGCUACCAAUGGCGUGGUGUUGAAAUGUGGUCACUGUCGUAAUGUUUUAAUAGUGACCAAUGUCAUCACAGCAAACGCCCACAUACUGCAAUGACAAGAUGAUUUUGUUUGUGGUUAUUGACUGAGAAACUGUUGUAGUCUCUCUUGACAUUGAUCAUUGAUAAUUUAUUUGAAUUCCCAGUGACCCACUUAAAGGUAAUGCGUGAAGGAUUUCCGAUUGACAGGUACUCAAGAAGAUGAAGCUGAGGAAAUACAUGAAUGGGCUUCAAGUAUGGUGACUGCUUCAGUCAUUCAUUGGGUCUCAUGAACCACUGAUUCACUCCUACAGAUGAAGAGCUGCUCGAGUGUGAGUUUUGUGAAGAGGACUCCACAGUUUCAUAAGAUCUCAUAACAUGCAGGCUUCAACUCUGAAGAGCCAUGUGGCAUUGAAACUGUUUGCAGUGGAGUGUGUGACCAGGACUUCACACAGUCACUAACAAUCCUGAGAAACAAGUGUAUCCACAUUGGUGAAAAAGCUAUUCGGUUUGAGAUGUGUGACAAAUCAUUUUUGGAAGUUAUUGACCCUCAACAGAUACCAACAUAUUCACAGAUGUGAGUAGUCAUUCAUGUGUGGGUGUCUGACAAAGCAAUCUCAUAAUUAAAAUACUUCUGAAUACCCCAACAAAUUCAAACAGGGGAGAAGUUGCUCAACAUGUAAGCUGCAUGCCAAUCCGUUUCACUGUCGUCAAGGCUCCUGGCCCAUUAGAUAACCCACAAAGGAGAGACACUCUUCAAAUGUGAGGUUUGUGAUGAAGCUUUCUGAACACUUGCAAACUUCCUGAUGCACCACCAGACGUUUCAUAUGGGAUAACAACUCUCUGGAUGAGGUUUGUGUGCUGGCCUGUAUCCAAUUUUUCAAUUUUCUGACACACCAGACAAUUCACACAAUGGAGGAGCCCUUCAAAUGUGAGGUGUGUUCCAAAUCAUUCUCACAGUCAGUGAACCUGCAUGCUCACAAGUGCAUUCAUGCAGGGGAGAAGUCAUUCACGUGUGGCAUAUGUGACAAAGCCUUCACACAGUUAUCCAAUCUUCUAGUACAUCAGACAAUCCACACAAGGGAGAAAGACUUCAAAAGUGAAGUGCGGAGUGAGAGUUUUGGACGAUUAUCGGAUCUGGUGCAAUGUCAACAUAUUCACACUGUCCAGAAAUCCUUUGAAUGUGAAGUCUGCGCCAAGUCAUUCUUACGGUCGUGGAACCUCCGCACUCACCAACGCAUUCACACCGGAGAGAAACCAUUCACGUGCCCUGAGUGUGACAAAUCAUUCUCACAGUUAACAAACCUCCGUGUACACCAACAAAUUCACACAGGGGAAAAGUCAUUCACGUGCAAGGUGUGCAACAAAGCCUUUACACAGUUAUCGCACCUCCAAGUUCAUCGAACAAUCCACACAGGGGAGAAACCAUUCAAAUGUGAGCUUUGUGAUAAAGCUUUUGCAACAUCUACAAGGUUGCUGACACACCAGAGGUUUCACACAGGGGAAAAGCCCUUCAAGUGUAAGGUUUGUAUGAUGGCUUUUGUUCAAUCGUCUGAUCUCCUAACACAUGAAAGGAUUCACACAGGGGAGAAACCUUUUAAGUGUGUGUUGUGUUGUGAGGGCUUUGGAAGAUCGUCAGACCUGGCAAGGCACCAACGCACUCACACUGGUGAAAAACCGUUCACAUGUGAGGAGUGCGAUAAAUCAUUCUCGCAAUCAUCAAGCCUCCGUGCUCACCAGCGCAUUCAUACAGGGGAGAAACCCUUCAUCUGUGAGAUAUGUGACAAAUCAUUUUCAAAGUUAACGAACCUCCAUAGACACCAACGAAUUCACACAGGCGAGAAACCCUUCAGAUGUGAGAUUUGUGACCUAGCCUUCACGCAGUCAUCACACCUAAUACAACAUCAAACAAUCCACACAGGUGAAAGGCCUUUCAAGUGUGAGAUGUGUGACCGAGCAUUCACACAGUCAUCGAGCCUUCUGCGACACCGGAUAAUCCACACAGGGGGGAAUCCCAUUAAGUGAGCUGCACAAUGAUGGAUUUGGACAUGCAAUCAAACUUGUGAAAUCUGUGUUGUCUUUUGUUAAAUAAUGCACAUUUGUCAAAAUGACUGCUAAUUUUAUUCUGAAUUAUUGUUUCUCACUGAUAUUAAA
This is a messenger RNA of Hemiscyllium ocellatum (epaulette shark), 2216 nucleotides long. RefSeq names its product zinc finger protein 271-like. Gene Ontology annotation, molecular function: RNA polymerase II cis-regulatory region sequence-specific DNA binding; DNA-binding transcription factor activity. Gene Ontology annotation, biological process: regulation of transcription by RNA polymerase II. The record is from RefSeq and is a predicted model, not a curated record. The transcript has 2 exons. Bases 975 to 2087 code for a protein of 370 amino acids. NCBI's taxonomy places the organism in Eukaryota, Metazoa, Chordata, Chondrichthyes, Orectolobiformes, Hemiscylliidae.